AUGAUUGAUGAGAAGCAAUUGAAUCAACCCAAAAGGAGCGUCUUAAGACGUCUCCAUAUGCUGUUUCUGCCAUUACUAGCUAUCUCCUUUUUCCUGAUAUAUUUAAGUGAUAUCACACAGCCUCUCUUCCGUGCCCGAAAGGAAGACGAAAACCCGUUGGAAAUUUACUUGAAGGCAUUGGAAACGAAUGAAGCUCACAAAUGGUCAAAGGUGUACACUUCGCAGCCUCAUUUGGCCGGAACCAACUACGGAUUGGUUGAGUUUACUAAGUCCAAAUUUGAAGAAUAUGGAUUUGAGGCCAGUGUCGAUGACUACGAUGUGUACCUGAGUUACCCUAUUGAUCAUAGUUUGGAAUUGUAUGAGCAUUCUGAGGAUAAAAAUGACAAGCUCUUGUAUAAGGCUUCGCUGCAAGAGGACGUUCUCUCUGAAGACCCAACUACUUCAGGCGACGACCUGAUCCCUACCUUCCUUGGUUACGGUGCUAACGGCAAUGUAUCUGCAGAAUACAUCUACGCUAACUAUGGAACCAAAGAGGACUUUGAGGAUUUGGUGGCCCGUGGUGUUCCAAUCAAGGGGAAGAUCGCAGUCAUUAGAUAUGGUCAAAUAUUUAGAGGCUUAAAGGUGAAAUUUGCCCAAGAAUAUGGCGCAAUCGGUGCUGUCAUAUACAGUGACCCAGGCGACGAUUAUGGUAUCACCCCUGAAAAUGGUUACAAGCCUUACCCUCAUGGUAAAGCCAGAAACCCAAGCUCUGUGCAAAGAGGUUCUGCCCAAUUUUUGUCUGUUUAUCCCGGUGACCCAACCACGCCAGGAGUUGGAUCGAAGAAGGGAGUAGAAAGAGUUGAUCCUCAUGCUACAACCCCUUCCAUUCCAGUCUUGCCUUUGAGUUUCAAAGAUGCCUUGCCAAUUUUGAAGAAACUUAAUAAGGAAGGAUUGUCUGUUCCUGACUCCUGGAAGGGAGGUCUCGAGGGAGUUGAUUACAGUACCGGCCCAGCUAAAAACAUUCAUUUGAACCUUUAUAGCGAACAAAACUUUACUAUUACACCUAUUUACAAUGUCUAUGGAGAGAUCAAAGGUGAGAAUGCUGACGAAGUUAUCAUUAUUGGUAACCAUCGUGACGCUUGGAUUAAGGGAGGUGCUUCUGACCCUAACAGUGGAUCUGCUGCUUUGAUUGAACUUAGUAGAGGUUUGCACGCCCUAACCAAAACAGGAUGGAAGCCACACCGUACUAUUGUACUAGCUUCCUGGGAUGCUGAGGAAUAUGGCUUGAUUGGAUCUACUGAGUUUGGAGAACAGUUUGAGAAGUUCCUUCAGAAGAAGGUCGUUGCCUAUUUGAACGUUGACGUUGCUGUAGCUGGAACUCAUCUUCAUUUGGGUGCCUCGCCAUCUUUGUUCAAACUAUUGAAGGAUAAUGCCAAAGAAAUCACUUUCAAGAAUUCAACCGAGACUUUGUAUGACAACUAUGUUAAAGAUCAUGGCAACGACAUUAUUUCGACCUUAGGAAGUGGAAGUGACUACACUGUCUUUUUGGAUCAUUUGGGAAUUCCUUCGCUUGAUAUUGGUUUCAUUGCUGGAAAAGGUGACCCAGUAUAUCACUAUCAUUCAAACUAUGAUUCGUACCACUGGAUCAGUACUAGUGGUGAUCCUGGAUUUGAGUAUCAUAAUGUACUGGCCAAAUAUUUGGGUUCGUUGGUUUUGAAUCUCUCUGAGAGAGAGGUGUUGUACCUGAAGCUUCAUGAUUAUGCUACCGAAUUGCUCAAGUACCUCUUGGAAGCCUACGCCCAAAUGCCAGAGGAAUGGGACGAUGAAGUAAUUGGUUUCAGAUCUUCCUCGUGUCAUCGUGCGAAAGCAUCUCAUCAUGGUAAGGAUCCUCAUCAUGAGGGAAGACGCCAUCACGGAAAAGGAUUCCAUUCUAAAGGAGGGCCUCAUCAUGGGGAACGCCAUCACGGAAAAGGAUUCCACGCUGAAGGGGGACCCCACCAUGAGAAAGGACCGCAUCACGAAAAAGGGCUCCACGUCGAAGGAGAGCCCCAUCAUCAGAAAGGACCUCACUUUGAAAAAGGAUUCCAUCAUGACAUGGAGAUGUACCAUAAGAAAUUGGCUCAUCACGGUAAAGAACCCAAGACGAAGCUAAAGCACUUGAAGAAACAAGUUGAGAGUUUAAUCAUCGAUUUCGCCAAUACCACUCAAACAUAUGACGCUUACACUGACUUCCUUCAGAAGCAACAUGAGAUUAGGGAUUCUCUUUCAUUCUGGGAGAAAAUCAAGCUACAUUUUAAGAUCAAGGCAGCUAACUUCAAACUUAAAUAUUUUGAGCGAGUUUUCCUUCAUGAAAAUGGCUUAAAGAACAGAGAAUGGUUCAAACAUAUUGUAUAUGCUGCAGGAAGGAACACUGGUUACGCCGGACAAAGACUGCCUGGUCUUGUGGAAGCCAUUGAAGACAAGAAUCUGCAUGAUGCAGUAAAAUGGCUUCACAUCCUUUCCAAGAAGAUUGAUAGUCUACAGAAGUCAUUAGAGUAG
Komagataella phaffii GS115 is the source of this 2517-nucleotide messenger RNA. RefSeq lists its product as uncharacterized. Gene Ontology annotation, molecular function: carboxypeptidase activity. The transcript has a single exon. The record is from RefSeq and is a predicted model, not a curated record. The coding region runs from base 1 to 2517 and encodes 838 amino acids. NCBI's taxonomy places the organism in Eukaryota, Fungi, Ascomycota, Pichiomycetes, Pichiales, Pichiaceae.